Messenger RNA from Paramecium pentaurelia, 994 nucleotides. NCBI's taxonomy places the organism in Eukaryota, Ciliophora, Oligohymenophorea, Peniculida, Parameciidae. The record is from the annotation of a GenBank genome assembly.
UAUGUGUGAAGAAUUUCUGUACGAUCGUACCAUUCAUUUUGAUAUUGCUGUCUCUAAGUUGAAUAUGUAGAAAGGUGAAAAAACCUUAUACAUGUGGUAAGAUGUGGAAGACAUUAAAGGAAACCCAGAUCAAUUUGGUCGAUUAAUAAUAACAAACACAAGAAUUUUAUGGUGGAGUGAACGUAAUAAUAGUGUGAAUCUCAGUAUUGGUUUGGGGACAAUAUUUCAUAUUGAACAGAAAGUCACUAAUAAUAAUCGUACAUUUGGAACUCUUUUUCGAACCAAACUAAACUAUGGAUAAAAUGCUGGAUAAAAAUAUGAAUUCCAUUUUAAUAGUCCAGAUAAAAAACUUUAUGAAUCAUUAGUAAAUAUCUAAAGAUUAUAUACUUAAACUCUAUUACAUCGUGAAAUAAAAGUAUAAUUCGCAAUGAUUUCCCAAAAGAAACUCAAUUUAUCAGAAAGAGAAUAAAUAAUUAAUCAAUAUUUGAAUACAAUUAGUGUUGCUAAUGAUUAAUAAGAUGUGAGUGGUACUCUUAUCUUUACAAAUGUUCGAUUUGUUUGGUAUUCUGCUACAAAUGAUCUGUUUAAUAUUAGUAUACCAUGGAUAGCAGUAAAGAAAAUAAGUAAAAAAACUACAAAAGGUUUAUAUACUAUGAUAAUUGAAACAUAUUCAGAAUUUGGAGGAUAUUUUGUAGGUUACAGAAAUAUUGAAAUAGAUAAUAUGAUAAAAGAAUGUAAUAAAUUACAUGCAUUUUAUAUUGAAAAUCCUAUAUAUGGAAUUGAAGUUUAAGAGAAAUAAUAACCUGCUGUUUAGAAAUUUGAUGAAAGAGUAUAAGUAGUUUAGAGUGUAUAUAAUUAAGCAGCUAGAUAUCAAGCAAAUGAAAAUAAUGAUACAUAAAAUGAUAUAGUAUAUUGUUAAGAAUUGGGAUUAGCUAUUUAGAAACUACCUGGAGAUGUUAAAUUAAGUGAUUUAUGGAAUAUUAUUAAAUAUUGA